Protopolystoma xenopodis is the source of this 465-nucleotide messenger RNA. Lineage: Eukaryota; Metazoa; Platyhelminthes; Monogenea; Polystomatidea; Polystomatidae. The record is from the annotation of a GenBank genome assembly.
AUGGACCAAGGUGAGUGUCUCCGUGAGAUAUUUAUUGAGCUUGAUCCGACUAGCGACCUGCUCGAGCUGGCUGUACUUCCAUCAGGCUGUGGGUUGCAGCCGCGGCUUCGUUUCACAACUUACGGUCUAACUGGUAUUACGCACUUCGACCUCCCACAAACUAGCGACUACAUCGAGGUAUUUGAGUGCACUCAGGUCGCUUCCACCGCCGGCGACAUCGGCGAUUGCUGUGGCCCUGUUAUGGAAUCCCAUCUCAAACAUCAGGCCCAACCGGCUCCACAAUUAGCUCGCUUUCGCUUUUCAUUGCUAAAACCUGCCGUAAAUCGAUCAUUAAACAUGGCUAGUCGCGUCUCGAUGCGCCUCAAUCAACGAGGGUUUCUAUCUAUGCAGUACAUGAUUCCGUUGGCCGACAAUCAGGUCGCUUUUGUCGAAUUCUUCGUAACAGGGCUUCGAGAAUAUCACUAG